Messenger RNA from Pistacia vera, 1500 nucleotides. RefSeq names its product UDP-glucose iridoid glucosyltransferase-like. Lineage: Eukaryota; Viridiplantae; Streptophyta; Magnoliopsida; Sapindales; Anacardiaceae. The record is from RefSeq and is a predicted model, not a curated record. Gene Ontology annotation, molecular function: UDP-glycosyltransferase activity.
ACGAGUGGCAAAAUUAAUAAUGGCUAUCCUACAAAGUUUAUUGAUUGUCGUUUAGUUGAUCUGAGGUUAUGCUUUUCUAUACACGGAGGAGUUAACUACUUGUUUGAGGCUAGAUUUCAACUAGUUGCAGAGAAAAAUCUCCCUGAGAAAGAUGCAAAACAGGAGCGGAGAUGCCGCAACUUGGUGCUAGUUCCAUGUCAAUUCCAAGGACACAUAAAUCCGAUGGUUCAGCUAGGCACCAUCCUUCGCUCCAAUGGUUUCUCCAUCAUAGUUGCUCAUGCCCAGUUCAGUUCUCCUCAAACUUCUCAUCAUCCUGAUUUUAUCUUCUUUUCGCUACCAGAUGGCGUAUCAUCCAAACCUGAUGUCCCUCGUGGCUUUUUAACUUUCACGUCAAAUCUUAACUCAAACUGCAGAGCUCCAUUCCUGGAAUUUCUGAGGCAGACGAUAGAAAAACAGGAGCAGCAAGACCAACUCCCCUGCAUAAUUUAUGAUGCACUCAUGUACUUUGCACAAGCAGUCGCUAGUCAUCUGAAGCUACCCAGCAUCAUUCUACAUACUGGUAGUGUCGCUAAUAUGCUGACAUACUUUGCGUAUCCUCUACUCCAAGAAGAAGUUAUAUUCCUCCACAAGCUUGAAACUACCACUUUUGAUGCAGAUUCCAACUCAACAGAGUUAGUGCCAGGGCUUCAUCCACUAAGAUUCAGGGAUCUACCAACAACCAAUUUCGAUAAUUUAGAUGCCACUAUGCAACUAAUAGCUAUACUGAGCAUUAUAGGAUCAUCUUCAGCCAUCAUUUGGAAUAGCAUGAACUGUCUUGAACAAUCAUGGUUAGAACAAUAUCAACAGCAAUGCCAAGUUACAAACUUCUCGAUAGGUCCUAUGCACAAAAUUGCUUUGGCCUCCUCUAGUAGCUUGCUGGAAGAGGACAGCAGCUGCAUCUCAUGGCUUAAUAAGCAGAGACACAACUCAGUUAUAUAUGUAAGUUUCGGAAGCAUAGUGUCUGUCAAUGCCAAAGAGCUAACAAAAAUGGCUUGGGGCCUGGCCAACAGCAAGCAACCUUUCUUGUGGGUGCUUAGACCUGAUCCAGUGAGUGGAUCAGAACCUACUGAUUGGCUGCCUGAUGACUUUAAAGAGACUGUUGGAGAAAGAAGCUGCAUUGUGAAAUGGGCACCACAACAAGAAGUAUUGGCGAAUAGUUCUGUGGGAGGGUUUUGGAGCCACUGUGGUUGGAUUUCAAGUGAAGGGGUUCCAAUGAUUUGUAGACCUUGUUUUGGUGACCAAAAGGUGAAUACAAGGCACAUCAGGCAUGUAUGGAGAAAUGGGUUUGAGUUGGAGAAUGAUUUGGAAAGAGGGAAGAUAAAGAGAGCAAUUAAAAGGUUGAUGAUUGAAAAAGCAGGGGAUGAGAUGAGGCAGAUGGCAGCAGAAUUGAAAGACAAAACUGAAGAUAGUCUCAAGAAGAACCUACUGUAAUUUCUGUAACAAUCAAUCAACAGUUGCUAU